Molecule: messenger RNA, 2176 nt
Organism: Medicago truncatula (barrel medic)
Lineage: Eukaryota; Viridiplantae; Streptophyta; Magnoliopsida; Fabales; Fabaceae
Product: sister chromatid cohesion 1 protein 1
Exons: 21
Coding region: 111-1901 (596 amino acids)
Biological process (GO): meiotic sister chromatid cohesion, centromeric
Cellular component (GO): cohesin complex
Molecular function (GO): protein binding; chromatin binding
Source: RefSeq, a predicted model, not a curated record
AUUCACACUUUCUUUCAACUUUCUCUACAAGCAAUUAUUUUCUUCACCUUAUAACAACACAUUCAAAUUUCUUUGAACAAUUUCAAAAUCUUCAUAGCUAGAAACAAACAAUGUUUUACUCACAUCAGCUUCUUGCUAGAAAAGCACCUCUCGGUCAAAUUUGGAUGGCGGCAACGAUGCACGCCAAGAUCAACAGGAAGAAGUUGAAUAAGCUCAAUAUCAUCAAAAUCUGUGAAGAGAUUCUGAAUCCAGCGAUUCCCAUGGCUCUGAGACUUUCUGGAAUACUCAUGGGAGGUGUUGUGAUUGUGUAUGAACGAAAAGUGAAGCUACUCUAUGAUGAUGUUUCACGGCUUCUGGUUGAGAUUAACGAAGCAUGGAAGGUUAAGAGUGCCCCAGAUCCUACAGUGCUUCCUAAAGGAAAAUCUCAAGCUAAGAGAAACGAAAUAACUAUACCAAAUAAAGAACGAGGUUCCAUCGAGGAAGACAUUGGAAAUUCAUAUCAGUCCACUGCAACCACUGCAACGAGGUUCCAUCGUAGUGCUUAUUUUUCCAUGCGACUUGAUACUUUGGAUCUUGGUAAUGAACGAAUUGAGGAGGAAGAUCCAUCGGUGCAUCACCAUCAAGCUGAUCCGGACAAUAUUACCUUACCUGAACGUUUCCAAGCUGAUGCAGUUCCACACAAUCAAUAUGAGAGGUUUGAAGGAGAUGAAGAAACACAAGUGAAUGGAACUUCAGGGGACUGUGCUCAAUUUGGAAAACCAUCCCCACCUCCACCAAAUGAAACAACGAUAGAUGAUAUAAUUGAAGACCAACAUCCUGAGCACCCGGUCAUUCAGCAAUCUAAUGACAACAUGAAUGCUAGAGAGGAACCUCAAAGGCGAAGGCCAGCUAAAAGGAAAAGAGGAAAACCAAUACAAAUGGACUUCGAGCAAACCAUGAUCCCUAGUCUGAAUUACCAAAAUUGGCUUCAAGACCCUUCUGAUUUAGUCUCAAGAAGAGGAGGAAUACAAAAGGUGCAGAAGCGACAUGAUAUCAUGUCUUCAUUUAAGAUAGUUAACCUCAUGGAGGUGCCACCUGUUGCGCUAUAUGGUGGCUUAUUGUCAACUGUAAACAAAGAUAUAUAUUAUCCAUCAUCUCUUCUUGACUUAUGGAUUAAGAGCACUCAACCACCACAUGAUUCACCUUCAGUUAGGAUUUCAGCAGACCAUCCUCCAGAACCAUCAUCUACAUCACCUCCAGGAGUACAAAAUAAUGAGUUCACAGGACAUGGUUCUGAAGAAUUUGGCGAUGGUAGGCUAGACAACAUACUUUAUGAUUCGCAAGGGAAGUUGCUGCCGGUAGGGGAAGAGCUUCCAGAGAACAUUCCAGGCUAUAAUGGUACUCCCCAAAUUCAUGUCGUCCAGCCAGAAAUAUUUCCAGGAGGAGGGGACAAUUCAUAUUCCGUGAGGACAGCAUCUGAACAUGGCCAUUCCUCACAUUCAGACUUGGAAGGAGGAAGAGACACAAAGAGAAAGCGUUCAUCAUCCAGAAAGAGUGGUGGAGGGCUUCAUGGCUUACCUGAGAAUGAAAAGUUCAAUAGGUUGUCUGACUUUGCUCCAACACCUGAUCAAGAACUUCUUGUGGAGACAGGUCCCACUCCAACACAAGGAAACCCCAAUCAUUCUAGUGACAAGAUAACCAAAUCAAUCCAAGCUCAGAUGAAAGCACAUUUUGACACUCAUAAAUCAGCAAGUGGAGCUCCUCAAUUUGUGUCCCUGGAUAUCCUAGCUGCUGGAAUGACCAAAAAAUCAGCAGCUAUACUUUUCUAUCAAACCUGUGUUCUUGCUACCCGCGAUGUCCUUAGAGUUGAGCAAAAGGAGCCUUAUGGGGAGAUUCUUAUCUUCAGAGGACCAGAGAUGUGAUUAAUUAAGGUAGAUGUUGAUGUUUAAUUUAGGAAGCAGACAGUGAUUCCUCCAUGCAUAUGCAGUCAUUCAUUAGUUACUACCCAUACUCCUUCAAAAUAUAUACACAACACAACCAACAGCUGCUAGGAUUUUGAUUCAAAAAAACUGCUAGGAUUUAAAAUUUUAAAAUAUUUAUUACUAUUAUUAUUACUAGUCAUUUUAGAAUAUUGUUAUGCCUGCCUAAUGAAGUUUCUGUAAGUAUUAUGUGCAUGAUUGGAUUCAAUUUUGAGAGA